Molecule: messenger RNA, 1738 nt
Organism: Alternaria rosae
Lineage: Eukaryota; Fungi; Ascomycota; Dothideomycetes; Pleosporales; Pleosporaceae
Exons: 1
Coding region: 1-1719 (572 amino acids)
Source: RefSeq, a predicted model, not a curated record
AUGUCAACUCCUAGCGCUACGCUGAUCGAAGUCCGAGACUAUGGAUCCAGUCCAGACUUAUUCCGCCGACGCUCAUCCGAGCUGGCCGACUGGGACGACCUCGUCGAAUUCACAUUCAACGCGUUCAACCGCGACGAACGCUAUUUUAAAAUGCACCUCCAUUUUUCUCGAGAAACGCAGUGUGUGGAGGACGAACUGUUGACGAAGGAGGAAUGGAAUGACGGUGUAUACUUCACCGGCGCCAAUAGGCGGUUCUUUGCUCAUUUCGUCACGAGGACUCGAGGUGAGCCUCGGGGCUACUGUAAGAGGAGGGAGCCAUCACCCACACCAGCACCAGACAGCCCUUCCCCUUCCCCUGAGCCGAGGUCGCCUUGGACGCAGCCGCCACUGGGAACUUUCAACGAGCAGGGGGUUCUUCAGCCGUUUUCCCCUCCAACGUACGAUAUAUCAGCUGUAUCUGGUCCUACACCUACACGACGUCCAGCGACACGUCCUGUAGGUGGACCUCGACGUGGACGUGGACGAGGACCUGGGCGCGCGCAACAACCAACUCGACAACCUAUACCCAGGCCAGUACCACCACCAGCUCAACCCAUUCCAGCCGUCCGUCGACGGACGUCUCAGCGUCAAAACAACAACUCGACCAACAUAUACACCAUUGGUCCACCAAUACCGGCUGUCCGAUACCCAAACUCAAGGUAUUUCUCCUCACCUUUCACCUUCAUCCCCUUACAGCCUGCUCCACCGCGACCACGAACACAUGCUCAACAGUACAAGACCCCUCUUCCAAGUUCAGACGUACCGGUAUCUAGACCCGCGGCUGCGACAUCAGCUCCGGCAGUUACCCUACGUGCUCCUGUUGCUCCAAUGUUGCCUCCUCGACCAGCUGUUCGCCAACCGGCUGGUAGAUCUCCAGCGCGUCAGCCGACUACAGGAAGCACAAGCCAUCAGCCAAUCGAGAUCUCAUCAGCAUCGUCGUCGUCAAGUGGUGACUCCAGUAUGGAUGUAGACUCCGAUCAACAUCCGGGCUCCCAUCAGCCCACCACACCCCUACCGCCACCGCCGCCGCAGGAUGGGGACGAUAACAUGGACCUCUACGCCGACCCACGUUUCGACUCCGACUACAAUGCAUGCCCCUCGUCGUCCUCCGCCUCUGACGCGCAAAACACACCCCUUCCCCCACCAACGUUCGACGAAUAUGAGAACCUGCAGUACCCUGUCGUCCGGUCUUCACCGCAACAACAAUAUGAAGGGCAAACAGAUGAUGAGGAAGAAGACCUUACCCUUCACUCAGCACUCUACCCAGGCUCAGAGUUUGAACAACCACCAGAUGACCGGGUCGAAGAUGAGCAGAUGUCUGUUGCGCCUACGUCACCCGGAUCAGGCGGCCUGUUCGUGCGGGAUGAGAAUGAGACGGGAAAUUUUGAGGCGGCAUUGGCGUGGGAGGAUGAUGGUGGGGAGCAGUCCGAGAUGAAACGAGAUGAGGAUGAACAGGAACAAGUGCGUCUCGACGAGGAUGAGCAGAGUUCUGUUGCACCUUCCUCGGCUAUACCACCUUGGGCGAGUACAGGUGGUCUGUUUGUGUCGGACGUAAGUGAGACGUGGAGAUUUGCGGAGACCUUGGAGUGGGAGAAGGAGCAUGAUACUGAUGAUGACGGUGAGGAGAUGGAGGAUGAACGAAAGGGCGAUGUAAAUGCCGGAAGACGACAGAUCGGCUAGAACGUUUUACUAAAUGUAG